Messenger RNA from Ylistrum balloti, 1188 nucleotides. RefSeq names its product sodium-dependent glucose transporter 1-like. NCBI's taxonomy places the organism in Eukaryota, Metazoa, Mollusca, Bivalvia, Pectinida, Pectinidae. The record is from RefSeq and is a predicted model, not a curated record. The coding region runs from base 1 to 1188 and encodes 395 amino acids. The transcript has 2 exons.
AUGACGGCUUAUUACACAGGUCGGUUCUUGGGAUCGUUCCUCGCAGGUGUGAUUUAUUCUAGGAUGAAUACAUACCUGUUAUUUGGAAUUUCUCUGGUCAUGUUUGGCUUUGUGUUGGGAGGCAUUCCUUGGUGUGUAUACUACGAGCUGAUGAUUGGUGCGCAUGCCGUGCUCGGAAUCUUUGGUGGUAUUCUCCCUGUCGCUAUUUAUUCUGAAUCCGUACAAAUUUGGGGACCUACCAGAAGAGGGCGCUCAUAUCUAAUGCUACAUGGCGCAGUUUCAAUCAUCGCAAGUGUAUUGGCGCCUAUAGCCACGGGUCCGUUUCUUACAGAGAAACAAGAUGGAAUAUCCAACUCGUCAUUAUUAUCAGAUACUAACAAUUCUGUCAUAGGAAACGUUACAAUACCAUUCGUUUCCGAUGGUUACAUUACCGGAAGUUCUAUAUUGCCUCCGGAUCAGAACUCAUCUCGACUUUAUAUUGCCUAUUCUAUUUCCGCUGGCUUGUUCCUAGUAGUUGCUCUGCCAUUUUUCAAAUUAUUCCGAUUCUCUAAAUCUAACAAAACAGCAAUUUUAAAGAAAGAGAAAAACGAAUUCAUAGGAUUAUUUUCAAUAUUUCUGAAACGACUUCAAUUAUUUAACAUUGGCGUUUUUAGUUUAUUCCACAAUGCUUUCGAUUUUACGUUCACGGGUUAUUUGAGUACGUUUUGUGUAAAGUAUCUUCUAUGGACUAACAUGUCUGGGGCCAUGCUCACGUCUACUGCUUUUUUCACCAGACUUGUAGGAAGCAUAUUUGGUAUAUUUCUUGUCCGUGGAUUUCGAUCAGAUACACUUCUUUUACUCUCAACCACAGCGAUUACAAUAGGAUUUUUGGGAUUUACCGUCAGUGCGCAUGUCUAUAGUGAUGUAGGAGUCUGGAUAUCUGUAUGCGUCAUUGGGAUUCCUUUUGGUCUGAUAUGGCCGAAUUUCCUGAGUUGGAUUAAUGCGAGUUUGAUUCCAGUUAGGGGUGAAAUAUCGAGUUUUAUAAAUGUUACGUCAUUUCUUGGCGCUCUACUGGCGCCAAUGAUUUUUGGUUACGUGAUGGAGGAGAUAUCCCUUUUGUGGUUCUGUUAUUUGUGUGUGGGGAUAUCAACAAUCAAUAUUAUCAACGCUAUUUUGAUAGUGUGCUAUUCUAAAUCAAUGAAAACGUAA